Messenger RNA from Vespa crabro (European hornet), 2394 nucleotides. Its product is annotated as KH domain-containing, RNA-binding, signal transduction-associated protein 2-like. Gene Ontology annotation, cellular component: nucleus. The transcript has 10 exons. The record is from RefSeq and is a predicted model, not a curated record. NCBI's taxonomy places the organism in Eukaryota, Metazoa, Arthropoda, Insecta, Hymenoptera, Vespidae. Gene Ontology annotation, biological process: regulation of alternative mRNA splicing, via spliceosome. Bases 289 to 1593 code for a protein of 434 amino acids. Gene Ontology annotation, molecular function: mRNA binding.
AAGUUUCGUACGAAAUGUAAUGAAUUAUUGUCGUGUAAUAUACUAAAAGAAAAGUAACACUUAAAUGUGUAGGUUAUAGCUGCGCAGACGCGUUAUGUGUGUAUAAUAGAAGCAUGUCGAGUAAUAUUGAAUGUUAAGUUUGAUCCCCUAAGACAGCCAUUGUGUUAUUAUUGUUUUGCGCAUAAACUUUUAAGAGUUUAUGAUCAUUAAAUUUUGUAACAUACAGAAGGAAACUUUGAAGAUUAUUUUAUUGUAUAUUUUAUACGGAAUCAUUACUGAAUCGCAAUCAUGACUGAUAGAUCAAGUAAUGGAGAUUACAAGCAUGAGAGAGAAGAAUCUCCAGAAAACAAUUCUAAUUUGCCGAUAAAUAAAGAGCGAGAAGAAAAGGAUCAUCAGGUUGAUAAAGCCGGAGAAUAUGUAAGAGAACUUUUGCAAGAGAAAGUCGAGUUAGAUUCACAAAAAUGGCCCAAUGCGACUCGGUUAAUUGAUCAAGAAAUACAGAAAACUCAAGCUAUUGGAAAGCCAUUAAGAGAUCCAAAAUAUGUAGAUAUUUAUCGUGAAAAACCUAUUCGCAUUUCUGUUAAAGUUUUGGUGCCUGUUCGUGAGCAUCCAAAGUUUAAUUUUGUUGGGAAAUUAUUGGGACCAAAGGGAAAUUCCAUGAAACGUCUACAAGAAGAAACUAUGUGCAAAAUGGCAGUUUUAGGAAGAGGAUCAAUGAAAGAUCGGCAGAAGGAAGAAGAAUGUCGUAUGUCUUUGGAUCCGAAGUAUGCUCAUCUGUCGGAUGACUUACAUGUAGAAAUAACAGCUUUAGCACCUCCAGCUGAAGCAUAUGCUCGUAUAGCAUUUGCACUUGCAGAGGUUCGGAAAUAUUUAAUUCCAGAUAAUAACGAUAACAUACGGCAAGAACAAAUGCGUGAAAUGGAACUUAGUAUGGCUGAUGAUUCAGCAGUUACAGAAGAUAGAAGACCUUCUAUUAGAGGUGUUCCUCCCACAGCAGGUGGUAUACUUAGACCUACCACAAGGCCAACAUUGCAAAGAUCAUCAAGAGUUUUUCAAUCAGUUUCAGCACCUGUUCUUCCUCCACCAUCUAAUCGUGGACCAAUUGCUCGAUCGAUGCCUGCGAAGACAAAAGUUUUUUCAAUAUUAGACCGUGCGCGAGCUGCCAUGGAUCAGAGUUAUGGCUAUGAGACUCCAACUCCGCCUUUAAAUAAUCGCGUAGGAACACAUGAUUAUGAAUAUCAUCCAUCUUCAACUACAAAUACUCGAUAUGCAGAUCGUCAUUAUACAUCGACUGCAAGUGACGACAUGUAUCCUACUUCGAGAUAUACAACCUAUGAAUAUGAAGAAGAAGCUGUACCACAUACAUCUCAUGAUUAUUAUGAAAUGUCAGAUUAUGCAGAGGAUACAACAAGCCGCGCAUGGAAAUCAUACAAGACUACAACAACGUCAGGCUCGAGUUCGCGAUAUCGCAGCGCUCCAUACACACGACCUUCCAACCCUAAACCAUUGACGUGUAAUCUUCCUAAUGUACGGCGACCUAUGAUGCCGGCAAUUCAGAAAUCCAUAAACGAGCGUAUGCCAGAUCGGCUUUGAGCUAACGGAGGCAUGAAGCUUAAUAUGGUGUAUGAGAAAAUUCGGAAAAUCGCGUGGGAACGCGUUCUUUUCGAUUGAAAUAUUUUUGAUCCUCCUGUGAUUCACGGAGCAUGUCCCGAUGAAACGUGAGUAUUUCAACUGCAUGCAUUCUAUCCCUUCAACCUUUUUCUCUUUUUUAUCUAUCAAUUUUCUAGAAAUAUUAAAAUACUAGAAAACUUGCAAUGAUAAACGAACAAAUCCUAAUGGGAAAAUUGUAAUAUUUUAUUGGCAAUAUGUUUUUCUUUAAGUCUAUGUUGUUUUUCUUUAUUUUGUUAAUCGCAUGUGACAAUUACCAGAAAGACUUUUUACAGGCAAAAGAAACAUCAUUGUUUAUUAUGUGAUGAAGAAAUUACAUCGUUAAAGUUUCAGUGUGCAUAAAACUAAUAAAGACAUUUUUUUUAAAGUGUAUUUUUUAAAAAUUAGGUUCACGUCCAGCAGAAGAGAUCUUAAAGUCUUCGGAGCAGCACGGUGUUUUUCUCGAUUAUUUUUCUUUUUUGAAAGAUAAUACUAAAUCAAAUAGAAAUAUAAGGAAAGAGACAUAGUUGUUUAAUAGAAACAUGUGCUUUAAGUUUACCAGUGAAUUGAAUUUUCGUUCAAAUCUUUCGUCCGGGCCCACCUUGAAAAACACUCAAGAGGAUCUAUUUGAAAUCGGACAUUUUUUAAUUGCUUAGAAACAAUAUCCUUAUUUAUUUAUCACACACCAAUAUACAAAAAUGAACUGUAUAAUUAAUAUCAGAAUAUAAUAUACUACGAAAAUUCAAA